AUGUUCGACAACAUUGACUUCACUCAGCCCACCCUAUGGGUCUCUGCCAUUAGCAUUGCGUUCAACCCCACAUUUUGGAACAUUGCUGCGCAAUCAGAGUACCACAACAAGGUCAUCACCAAUCUUUUUGGCGGUAACAGUCGAUACGGGUGCUAUGCGCUCGCCGUCACCAUCUUCUCGCUUGGUAUCUUCAGGGACUAUCUCUACAACGAGGCCCUCGCUGCGCAACCCGUCUCUCCUCUCCUUCAGAAUCCGCUCGUGAAGUACUCUGCCAUUCCCCUCUUCCUCACCGGCAACACCCUGGUCCUGACCUCGAUGUGGGCCCUCGGCGUCACCGGUACCUACCUCGGUGACUACUUCGGCAUUCUCAUGGAUGCCCCAGUCACGUCAUUCCCAUUCAACGUCUCGGACGCGCCCAUGUACCACGGCUCGACACUCAGCUUUCUCGCUACUGCGCUGUGGUACGGAAAGCCCGCAGGCUUGCUCUUGACUGGUGUUGUGGCCGUUGCGUAUAGCAUCGCGAGGCAGUUCGAGGACCCCUUCACCGGCAUGAUCUAUAGGAAGCGCGAUGAGGAGAGAGCCAAGGGCAAGAAGGGCUUGUAA
Messenger RNA from Ascochyta rabiei, 603 nucleotides. RefSeq lists its product as uncharacterized. Bases 1 to 603 code for a protein of 200 amino acids. Gene Ontology annotation, molecular function: S-adenosylmethionine-dependent methyltransferase activity. Gene Ontology annotation, biological process: phosphatidylcholine biosynthetic process. The record is from RefSeq and is a predicted model, not a curated record. The transcript has 5 exons. Lineage: Eukaryota; Fungi; Ascomycota; Dothideomycetes; Pleosporales; Didymellaceae.